ACGCUGCUCGGAUGAGGAGCCUCGCUCUUCUCCUGCUCUGAUUCUGCUGGUUUCGUCGCGUUGCCGAGAGUCCGGAGGAGCACAGAUCGGGCUGCUCUCUCGCGCUCUCCGCGGGUCUUUCUCUCUCCGCCCUUCCUGCUUUGGCAUGGGAAGCAGCUGCAGGAUCUAGCUGGAGAGACCGCUUCGGGAACCAAGUUUUGGCUCGGGGAACGCGCUUUUUGGCAAGCGCCGCCGAUCGCUUGGCUCUGUCUCCCUCUCUCCGACCCGUCUGCUUCCAGGCUGAGGCGCGCUCCCAACGCAACCGCAACCACGUUAACUUCCCAGAGGUCCGGGGUCUCCUGCGGAGCCAGGAGCUCAAGGCGGCAUACAUGGCCCUCCUUUUCCUCCUUGCCACAACAACAUUAUCAAGUUGGUUAAGCAACCCUGUGAGGUACUAUAGUGGUUGCAGGGCGAGACCAGAACUGGUGAGGCGCAAGUUCCAGUCUCCACUCACUCGAUGACCUUGGACCAGUCGCUGCCUCUAAGAGUUAAUCUGCCUGCUCAGGAAAGGAGCCGAACUGGCCGGAUCAUGGAGUUGUUGUCCACCCCACACAGCAUUGAGAUCAACAACAUCACCUGUGACUCAUUCCGGAUCUCCUGGGCCAUGGAUGUUGGAGACCUAGACAGAGUCACUCACUACUUCAUUGACCUGAACAAAAAAGAGAACAAGAACUCCAACAAAUUCAAGCACCGGGAUGUCCCAACCAAGCUAGUGGCCAAGGCAGUUGCUCUGCCCAUGACUGUGAGGGGCCAUUGGUUUCUGAGUCCCAGGACGGAGUACAGUGUGGCUGUGCAGACGGCCGUGAAGCAGAGUGACGGGGAGUACCUUGUGUCUGGAUGGAGCGAGACCAUUGAAUUCUGCACAGGAGACUAUGCGAAGGAGCAUUUGGCGCAGCUACAGGAGAAAGCCGAACUCAUUGCAGGGAGGAUGCUCAGGUUCUCUGUCUUCUAUCGGAACCACACCAAGGAAUAUUUCCAGCAUGUGAGAAUUCACAGCGGGAAUGUCAUGAAGCCCUACCUGAAGGACAACAGCGGCAGCCAUGGCUCUCCCACCAGCGGGAUGUUGCAUGGCAUCUUCUUCAGCUGCAACACCGAGUUCAACACAGGGCAGCCCCCGCAGGACUCUCCCUACGGCCGCUACCGCCUCCAGAUCCCUGCCCAGCGCCUCUUUGGCCCCAACACCAACCUCUACUUUGCGGACUUCUACUGCAUGUACACCGCCUACCACUACGUCGUCCUGGUGCUGGCGCCCAAGGGCUCCCCCGGAGACAACUUCUGCCAGGAGCGCUUGCCCCAGCUGGACAUUAUGGGCAACAAGUUCCUGACCUGCUGUGUGGAGGAGGGUGAGCUGGUCUACCGCCAUGCCCAGGACAUCAUCCUGGAGAUCAUCUACACGGAGCCGGUUGACCUCAGCCUAGGGGUGCUGGGGGAGAUCAGCGGCCAUCAGCUCAUGAGCCUUUCGACGGCCGACGCCAAGAAGGAUCCCAGCUGCAAGACGUGCAACAUCAGCGUGGGGCGCUAGAGA
Molecule: messenger RNA, 1564 nt
Organism: Zootoca vivipara (common lizard)
Lineage: Eukaryota; Metazoa; Chordata; Lepidosauria; Squamata; Lacertidae
Gene: PHYHIP
Product: phytanoyl-CoA 2-hydroxylase interacting protein
Cellular component (GO): cytoplasm
Molecular function (GO): protein binding
Source: RefSeq, a predicted model, not a curated record